Molecule: messenger RNA, 2524 nt
Organism: Vigna radiata var. radiata (mung bean)
Lineage: Eukaryota; Viridiplantae; Streptophyta; Magnoliopsida; Fabales; Fabaceae
Product: mitochondrial substrate carrier family protein B
Exons: 7
Coding region: 448-1206 (252 amino acids)
Biological process (GO): transmembrane transport
Source: RefSeq, a predicted model, not a curated record
AUUCCCCACUCAUAUUCGCCAGUGGAAUUGGUCCCCUGUAUCUGCUUUCACACUAAACCCCUUUUAAAUUAAAAAUAAUACCCAGAAAUCACCGUUCCUUUCAAAUCAUCCACGCGAAACACAAAAUCACCUUGCAGCUCACCGCACCGCCUAAAAUCCACACUGCUUUAUCUUUUCUCGUGAAUUCUCCCUGCCGAUACGUCACCGUUUUGGUUAAUCCGGUUCGCAAAAAACGACGUCGCCGACCUGAGAAGGCGGGGAAGAAGAAGAAGAACGCGUAGUCGUUUGAUUUUGCGCAGAGUGAAGAAAGUGAAGAGAACAAAUGCUCGAUGCAUAGUUACAAUUGCAAGCCCUUCAUAUUCUUCAGGCAGUGAAGAUAGGUUGAGGUUUAAUUUUGUUAGAGUAAGUGGUGAAAGGGAAUAGAAAAGUGAAAAUCGGAACCAGGAGAUGCAAAUGGAAGCUAGGGUUGGAGUGGCGGUGGACGGUGGUGUACGGAAACUUGUGCAGCCGCCGCCAAAGCAGAUUGGAACUGUUUCGCAACUUCUCGCCGGGGGAGUCGCUGGCGCUUUAAGCAAGACAUGUACGGCGCCGCUUGCGAGACUCACCAUCCUCUUCCAGAUUCAGGGAAUGCAUUCCAACGUUGUGACUUUGAGAAAGGCCAGUAUAUGGAAUGAGGCUUCCCGGAUUAUCCAUGAAGAGGGGUUUAGGGCUUUCUGGAAAGGGAAUCUGGUGACCAUUGCUCACCGGUUACCUUAUUCUUCGGUUAACUUUUAUACUUACGAGCACUACAAGAAGUUGCUAAAGAAGGCUACGGGACUGCAAAGUCAUAGAGAUAAUGUUAGUGCAGACCUUUGUGUGCAUUUUGUCAGCGGUGGCAUGGCAGGAAUUACUGCUGCUACAUCUACUUAUCCCUUGGAUCUUGUAAGAACGCGGCUAGCUGCGCAGACAAAUUUUACCUAUUACAGAGGUAUCUGGCAUGCUUUACACACAAUUAGCAAGGAAGAGGGGAUACUUGGACUUUAUAAGGGACUUGGAACUACACUCUUGACUGUAGGGCCAAGUAUAGCUAUCAGCUUCUCUGUAUAUGAAUCCCUGAGAUCUUUUUGGCAGUCAAAUAGAUCCAAUGAUUCUCCUGUUGCUGUUAGUCUGGCAUGCGGCAGUCUUUCAGGCAUUGCAUCAUCAACAGUGGUUUAUUAUGCUUUUUGAUGCAGAGAAAGAGAGUUUGGUGCAGGAACUGCACCAAGUAUCUAACCAGAUUGACCCCUAGAACCAGAGACCAGGUUGGAGUUUUUAUUUUAUCUGGGGCAUAUGACAAUAUAUAGUAAGGAAGACGUUAAAAAGACCCUUUUCUUGUCUUUCUCUAACUUCAUUAUUGUCUAAAGAUCUUGCUCAAGUAAUCAUCUUCCCAAGGUUUGUUCUAUGACAUGUCUCCCCAAGCUUUGCAGUGGAUUUCAUCAUGGGGUGGCAUUGCUUGGAUGAACCUAUAUGAUUUCCUCAGUUAACAAAUGUGAGAGCUGUCCUCUUUGAGGUAUGCUUCUCACUUAAGGCUACCUUCACCUGAUGUAUGGCUGGGUACCGGAAUCCUCUUCAGACCUUGUUGAUGUGUUUCUGAAGAAUCUGUUUUUACAGCUUUAAUAGUAUUGCUUUCAGCAUAUUCUAAAAUUCUGAAUGGUGGAAAUUAUGGUACCAAAUUAAUAAAAUUAAUUAUUUAUGAUAAAGUAUUUUUGAUAAAUGGAAUCGUCCACAAAGAACUACUGUUAAACAGGGGACAAAAACCAAAUAUUACUGAUUGGGAGAUGGGUAAUUGUGUCAAGUAUUAUUUAGAGACUAACCACAUGCAUGCCAAACUUUAGUAGUGUCCUUUUAUCAAUUGUGUCACUAAAGGUUGUCUGCCCUUCUGCUGCAGCCAUUGUAUGUUCAGGUAAGGCUGUAUUUUACUGAGACUCUUACUACUUGAAGACAAUUUUACCGUUUUUGCGUGUUUGGAUUUUUUAAAUACUGCAGCUAUUACCAUGUUAUGAUGGACUUGCGCAUCCAUAGUUUCUUAAUGUCAAAUGAUCACAAAUUCUAUGUUCAUCUUGGUUAUUCUUUAGAAUAUCCUAUAAAGUUCAAGUGCAGGUUUUGCUACUUUGUCAGAGAUACAGGAUCACUACAAUAAGAAAGUCCCAUUUUGUCUUACAGUUCACUGGUUUUUUACUUCAAAUGCAGUUUAUUUUGACUUCAUUUCUUGCUUUGGAGUUAAUUUGCACUUCUGUUGAUUAAUCAUCAUACCACUUUGAUAAUGCACUGUCUUGUCCCAAACAUUAACGAUCUGAUGUAAAAUCGAGUUGUUGGUUACUAGAAUGGGUAUAGUUCAAUCCAUCUGUUAUUCUAUAUGCAGCAACGUUUCCCUUGGAUCUUGUGAGGCGGAGGAAGCAACUUGAGGGGGCUGGUGGGCGAGCCCGUGUUUAUACAACAGGCCUCUAUGGUGUUUUUAGGCAUAUAAUCCAGACAGAAGGCGUGCGUGGUCUUUACAGAGGAAUUU